GGUUUUGGUCGAGUCUUCGGAUCCACCUCAGUCAGUCUGAGUCGAGCGGUUCAACGUUGCGCACCUGUGGACGGUUAGGCGGUUAAUCGGUAGGCGAGCGAGCAGAGACGGCUAAAAGUGAAGAAGCCACCGGCGAUCGUGGCCCAAAGUGCAUGUGUGCGUGAGUGCGUUCAAAUCUAUGAAUAAAAGUGAAUAGCCAAGACGGUGCCCCAAGCUGCCAAUGCGAUUGUGAAUGUGAGUGAGUUUUCGUCGCUUUUCCCAAUUGGUGAAAUUUUUUUGUAUAUUAUUAACGUUAUUUAUGUGCAAAAAUCUAAUUGAAAAAAUAUCGUGCAAUAGAAAAGCACGCAAAAACAUCAAUCAAACGCAGAGAUAACCAUCGCAUGAUUAAUGGAAAUGCUUUGAGAAUAAAAUAAAAAAUGCCUCAUCAAAAUUCGAUUGUUUAAUAAAAGUACAAUUUCUGCCAAAUCAUAUUUAAUAAUUUCAAAAUAAACACAAGUGAGAGAGUCUCAAAGGAAUACAGAGUUUAUGCAAAAAUGCGACGAAAGUCACAGAGUUUAACACACAAUAAGCAAUCGAGGAGAGGCCGGGCCGGAGACGGCGGCGGAGGCGGUGGAGGUGGAGAAAAUAGGAGUGCUACCUUCCCAUCGUCAGCAGUAUUCAACAAUAGAAUGCCAAGAGUCUAUCGACACUUGAUGGUCGUCACCAUGUCGACGUUGCCCCUGGCGCUUUUGCUGCUCUUCGUUCAAACAACAGCGGGUCAGCACCAAAGCAUUUCGCAAAUCUCUCCAAAAUCAAGUAGCUAUGGAAGCUCUGAUGGGCUGAGCAUCGAGAGCACCAUGGCGGAAUCCGUAAACGGACUUGCGGACAGCCGAUCACCCCCACAAGAUCUUGGCGACAAUGAAACCCGAGCGGAUCGCGUAGAGCGAUCGGCAUCACCCAUUCUACACGAACGCAAGGCCGCCGGGCCCAACGAUGUGCAUGUGCCAGAGGAGCUGGAGAAAGAUGUGUCUGCCGGACGGUACUUCCACUACAACAUCAAGCCCACGGGCACUUAUGAAGGUCACGAAGAGCAGCCGGAAAACACGCAUCAGCGGAUCCGGGCUGGCAAAACCCUGGACGGCGGCAGCACACCCAUCAAGAGCAGCAGCAGUCGAGAGGAUCAGUCUUUUUUAGGGCGGGGGGACCUGCGACCGCUAGUGUCGGGGUCCCCUAUCCGGCCGAGUCCGAGCAGUUCUGCUACCUUGGCGAUGGCGAGCAGUGCCACCCAGAUACCUCCUAGUCCCCGACAGAACGGCAAUCCUGACAUCCAGGACAUAAUAACCGGAAUCGUAAAGCUCUUGAAUGGAAAUGUCAAUGUUCAUGCCAACACGCAGGGUGUUCGUCGUCCUUCGGCCAGUAGGAUCAACAACCGAGGUCCGCCAAGGAUUUCCGAAGCCCAGAAUCUGCCCAUUGAUUACGAGGCCCAGAAGCCGGGAACCUCAAUGCGACCACCACCGUAUCCUUUCGACCGACCGGAGCGUCCUUUCAUCACGGGUGUACCCAUUCCCGAACAGAUUGUGCCCGUGCGUCCCGGUUUCGUAAGCAAUCGUCCUCCCUGGUAUCGGAACAAGCCACGCCCACCGAUCGCUACUAGCGUGGGCGGCAGUCGGAGACCAUUGCCACAGUACAAGCCACUACCAGCUCCUCAAGUGCAGCCCACUCUGCAAACGCAAGAUCAGUUGGAAAAGGAGAAGGAUGCGGAGAAAGAACAAAGCCAGCAGGAGACGCAGCAGACUGGAGACGACACCAUCCCGCCGACAGACACCACCUACGACUCGGAGUUCUCCAACGAAGACGCAAAUGCCCAGUACAUAGAGGUGUCUGACCAGGAUACGGAUGCCAGCACUGGAACUGGUGGUGAGGUGGAAGACGAACUGCAACCACCUCCAGCACCACCGUCGACGACCAGUAAUCCACCAACACCGCUCACCAAAAAGAAACACAAGCCCAAGCCGAGCGGAGAGAAGAUCAAACCCGAGGGUGGCUACACCACCGUCAUAGAGACCAGUUCCGUGGUGCACACGGUAAUGGGCAUGUCCUCCACGUACGUGCCCAUGUCCAUGGACAGUUCCGAAGGCAUCGGUCUGGAUCCCUCCACCGAGGAGGUGAUCUUCAUGACGGCGAAUCGCACCCCCGGACUGGACACCAGUGCCACAUCGAUCACGACUAUAUCCACAACAUCCUCAGCGCCGCCAGUCAUCCAACCUACGUCCUCCAAAGAAAUUACCACCUCCACUACCACCACCACCACCUCAACCACCACCCCGCCUUCUAGUACAACCACUACAACCACAGAAGGCGCGCCUCCCAAUAACUCCAAUGCUAACACCAAUGCCACCCAGCCCGCCUCCUACCACCCCCGUCCUGGGAUCGUACUCGACGAUCCCGAGUUCAAGCCCGGUGGUCGGCCACGCCCUCUUAACCAGCGACCCCCACCCCAGUCGCCACAGAACCCUCUUCUGCCAGCGGUACAGCCCACCCGACAGCAUCUACCCCCGGGUUACGGGGAGAUCUUUGACGUGACUCUGUCCGCCAUCCAGGGACCAGGCCCGAAGGGCAGUGGUUCGCAGCAGACGAUCAACAUAAAGCCAUACGGGUCCUACGGAUCAGGGCAGGGUGGAGGAGGAGGUCAGGGCGACAUCAUCGUGUCGGCAUCAGGUGACGAAGGCUUCGUCUCGAUCGAUGGCAAGCGCACUUACAUCAAUCUCUUUGGUGAUCCCACAGAUCCCCCAGCGGCAGCCACAACCCCAGCCACGCGUCUGCCCCAGCUGCCUUCCGGUUCCGGAUCAGCUCCAGGAGGCAGUGCAGGUGCCAGUGGUAGUUCGCCGUCUGUCCCCCCGAAUGCUGUCACUCAGAGCAGUGGUGGUUAUGUGGUACCGGAAACGGAGGUGGUGGACCUUCAAGGACACAGCAAGCCGGGGGGAGCAGGAACAGCAGCCGGAGCUGGAGCAGGAUCACCCACGACGAAUGCAGGACCCACGCGACCCCACUACCGCCAAAGACCAACGCAGCCGCCGGUGAGGAUCGACACCUGCAUCGUGGGUGAUGAUUCCACUUGCGAUCAGGCCCAGCAUGAGCACUGCAAGACUGACAGUGGAGUGUCCAGCUGCCACUGCCGACCAGGCUACUCGCGUCGGAAGCAUAGGGAGCCAUGUCGACGGGUCAUCACCUUCCACUUGGGCAUGCGCGUGGAUCGCAUCUACGAGCACCGGAUAGUCUGGGACAACAAGCUUAUGGAUCGCCACAGUGAACCAUUUGGCCAACUUAGUUAUGAGUCCAUCAGAGCGCUUGAUUCGGCCAUGUCGAUGACUCCCUACUCGGAUGAGUUCAUGGAAGCCAAGGUGAACAAUAUUUACCGAGGAGAUCCCAACCUUGGAGGCAGUGGUGUCUUUGUAAACAUGACCAUAAAGUUGGACGAGAGUGUGGAGACCCUGAGACCCAAUCUGCGUAGUGACGUCCAGAAGCAUCUCUUGGGAGUGCUUCACCGCAGGAACAACAACAUUGGAAACUCUGUACUGUACGUGAGCUCUCCAGAAGGUGCAGUAUCCGCACUCCAGGAUCUUGACGAGUGCCAGUCAUCGGAGUUGAACGAUUGCCACCCAGGAGCCAGUUGCACCAACACGUGGGGCAGUUUCCGCUGCUCUUGUGAGGAGGGACUACGGGAUCCCUGGGCGGACCAGCCAGCAAGGGCAGGACGAGAGUGUCAGGCGUGUGCCGACUCCGUUUGCAACAAUCAUGGCACCUGCAGCUAUAGCGAUGAUGGCGGCCAGGUGUGCACCUGUGACUCCAGCCACUACGGUGCCCAGUGCGAGAUCGAUGGCGAGGUUCUGGGUGUGGCCAUUGGCGCCUCAGUGGCAGCCAUCAUUAUUAUUGUUCUGACUCUGGUCUGCCUGAUCAUGUGGUCCAGGCGCUGGCAACGGGAACAGAAGAACGCGAUGGGAUCCCCAGUUUUUGGAUAUAUGAACACGGCGCCAUUGAAAUCCGCUGGAUUACCUCAAGCCGGCUAUCAAGUCACGUUGGAGGAUCGAAUGCGAUGGGCCCAAAUCGCGGAUGUCAUGGCUCAGACCAAUCACUACGGGGCGGAGCCCAUCGGACCCACUCGACCUUCCUCGGCGAUGUUUGCUUAUCCCACUCUGGGCGCCAUGGGAAUGGGAACCUUGGGCGGGAUGUCCCUUCAGAGUACCAUGCAGAUGCAUCCUAGUGCCACGAUGGCCCCGCCCGUGCCAUUGCCAAGAAGACUUGGCCUGGGUUCGCGAUCAAAUGGAAUGCGUACGCUGGAGAACUCCAGCUCCAGUGAGGAGGAGGACCGUGCAGAUCUCUUGGGGCGGAACUUCCAGGUGCCACGACCCAAAAGUCGCAGCAACGGCAGCAUAGCGAAUCAAUCCGGCAUCUACUACGAUGUCGAUUAUGAGCCAUCGGGCAACGGCAUUGGCAACACCAGCGUCGAUCAUCUGUACGGUUCGCAGAACCAAUCCGUGACCCACUCGUCGGGCAUCCCGGGUCCCCAGGGCAUCCCCAUGAGCACGUACACCUCCGGCAGAGCCCCUAGCAGUUACUAUAUGAAGUGACCCUGACCGGAUUGACUCCAGCACCCCUGUAAAUAGGAAACCCAGGUUCAAGGCCUCAAAACCCUUUUCCACUGCAGUCCCUGCGGCGACUGCAGCUGAGACGCGUUUAGGACGGUACCGCCCUUCGUAGCACUAGAAAGUUUUCGGUAGAAUCUUAGUCUUACGGAUACUCUUAGGCAC
Molecule: messenger RNA, 4787 nt
Organism: Drosophila ananassae
Lineage: Eukaryota; Metazoa; Arthropoda; Insecta; Diptera; Drosophilidae
Gene: pwn
Product: flocculation protein FLO11
Exons: 10
Coding region: 534-4607 (1357 amino acids)
Molecular function (GO): calcium ion binding
Source: RefSeq, a predicted model, not a curated record